AUGGAACAAGUUAGUGAAACGGUGUCAAAUGUUACCUGCGCGACGUGCGCAAAGUCUAACGAUGAACCAGCAAUACAGUGCGACUUUUGCGAUAAGUGGUUUCACUACAAGUGCGUGAAUGUGGACAAAAUGGCGGAAACGAGGGCAUGGUGGUGUCCAGGUUGUGACGCGAAGUGCAAAGUGGCUAACGAUGCGACGGAGGACGAAUUGACGCGCCUGAGGCAGGACAUGGAGACUCUCAAAGCAACUACGGAAAGUGCGGUUAGACUGUUGCGGGAAAAGGAUGCGGAACUAGCUCGGCUUCGUAACGGCCGUGAGCGAACCUCGUUUUCGUUAGGGGAACCGCUUCCAAGCUCAACGGCGAAACGGAUUUCAGUGACCGACGAUUGUGAACUGAGCCAGAGCCAAAUAGCAGCCCGCCAAGCUGUAAAAUCCGAACUUCCUACGUUCAGUGGAGACCCCGAGGGAUGGCCGUUAUUCUUAUCUACUUUCAGAAGGUCUACCCGAACGUUUGGCUACAGCGAAGACGAAAACAUCCUUCGGCUGCAAUCGGCCCUGCGCGGAAAGGCUUUACGCAUGGUGCAAAGCCGUCUCCGCCACACGGACCACCUGGAUGAAAUAAUUGACGCGCUGGAAAAGGCUUAUGGACGAGCGGACGUGCUCGUUAACACCUUACUUGAACAGAUUCGUGAGGCGCCACCGAUAAAAACUGAGAAACUUGAUAGCUUUAUUGAAUUCGGUGAGUUGGUAGCAGAAAUCUGCGCGACGGUUAAGUCAAGCGGGAACGCUGAACGGCUUUACGACGCGUCGUUGUUGCAAGAGCUGGUGGACCGAAUGCCGGCUUAUCUUCGCUGGAGCUGGGGCAUGCAUAGUUUGGAGUUAAAGCGCAUCACGCUUACAGAGUUCAGCGCCUGGGUUCAAAAGGCAACUGAUGGAGCAAUGGCGGUCACUCCCCCUCAGCCGAAGAAGAAAGCGUCCACGCGACAGGUUCACGCGCAACACGUGGAGAGCCACGUGGUCCAGAACAGUAAACCUCGUGCAUGCAUGAUUUGCGACAGUGACUCGUGUAACACGAUUGGAGAGUGUACGGCGUUCAAUAAACUGAGUGUUUCAGCUAGGUGGGACAAGGUACGUAGUCUAAAACUAUGCAAAAGGUGUUUAGGCAAGCAUUACGGCUCUUGCCACGUACACGACGAAUGUGGAUUGCAAGGAUGUGUUGCAAAGCAUCACCGUAAAUUGCAUCGCGUUACCGGUGAGGAGCGGAAAGCCGAAGUGAACCAUCAUGGAACGGGAACGGACCACACGCUGUUACGAUACGUUCCGGUAAAGCUACAUGGAGAGAAGGGUCCGAUUUACACUUACGCGCUGCUGGACGAAGGGUCGACGGUGACGCUGAUGGAGCAGGGGCUGGCCCGACAAAUGGGAGUUCACGGCGUUCCCGAUCCAAUGUGCUUACAAUACAGUGCCGGACAGCGACGAGAUGAACGUGAAUCGGAAAGAGUGACGGUGAAGGUAUCCGGUAUUCAAGCAAGUGCGUCUGUCUACCCGAUGGCCAACGUGCGUACAGUCGGCAAGCUAUCACUGCCUAGCCAAUCAGUGAACACGGACGAGCUCAAGCAAAAGUUUGAACACCUGAAGGCGAUUCCGGCACCAUCAUACAAAGAUGUUUCACCUCGAAUGCUAAUUGGUAUUGACCAUUACAGGUUAACGCGCCCUUUGAAGACGAUAGAAGGAAAGUCAGGACAACCGACCGCAACGAAGACGCGACUGGGAUGGCUCAUUUUCGGUAUGUGCACAGAUCGUGAUAACGAAGCGAAUAUAGUGCAGCCUGAGUCAAGCUACCACAUCUGUGAUUGCCAAGGAGUCACAUCAAAGGCAGAUCGUAUGAUGGCAGCGUAUUUUGAGGUUGAAGGUUAUGGUCCUGCAAAACCGCCAUUACUCUCAAAGGAGGAUCAACGGGCAAUGGCGUUACUUAAAACCAGCACUCGACAUAUCGAUGGGCGGUACACGACAGGUUUGCUCUGGCGAGCCGAUAACGUAUUCAUGCCGGAAAAUCGCCACAUGGCACUGUCUCGACUAAAGUGCCUUGAAAGAAAAAUGAAUGAGGAUAAGCAUCUAGCUGAGGAAAUUAAUAGAAUUAUCAAGGACUACGUAACGAAGGGUUACGUGCGACAAGUAACGGAUGAAGAACUUAAGACGUUUUAUCCGAAGAAGUGGUAUUUGCCUGUGUUUCCCGUCACUAAUCCAAACAAGCCGAAGAAAAUCCGAUUGGUCUGGGAUGCUGCUGCUGAGGUGAGGGGUGUCUCACUUAACAAGAAGUUGCUGACCGGACCAGAUCUGCUGACCCCACUGCAAGCUGUGCUGUUUCGCUUUCGUGAAUACAAAAUCGGCGUGGCAGCUGACAUUAGGGAAAUGUACCAUCAGGUGCAAAUCGACGGCGAUGACAUACAUAGCCAGCGUUUUUUGUGGCGAUGGGGAAACACCAACGUGGAACCGCAGGAAUAUGUCAUGUUAAGAAUGACAUUCGGUGCAGCGUGCUCUCCAUGUACAGCACAAUACGUAAAGAACGAGAAUGCCGAGCAGUAUCGCUCGCAAUAUCCUCGAGCAGUACAAUGCGUUACGGAGGAACACUACGUGGACGACCUGCUAACGAGUGUGGAAACGGAAUCAGAAGCAACCGAACUUGCGCAUCAGGUGCCACUACAUGAGUCGUCUCUUCAACUUCACGUGUUCGUUGAUGCGGGUUCCGAUGGAUACGCGGCGGUUGCAUAUUUCCGCUUUGAGUAUAAAGGAAAAAUAGAAGUGGUCCUGGUUGGAGCGAAAGCUAGAGUCGCACCCCUGAAAUACUUAUCGGUACCUAAAUUAGAAUUACAGGCCGCUGUCAUGGGAUGCAGGAUUGCUGAAGUGCUGGAGACGACUUCCAAGGACGAAUGGCGAUGGGUCCCAACCACAAUGAAUGUAGCCGACGAAGCGACCAAGUGGACCAACCUGAAGAAUCAUCUAGCAUCGAAGCGGUGGUUCCAUGGGCCUGAGUUCCUGCACCUACCUGAAGCAGAAUGGGACAUCCCGCAACGGAUGCCAUCGGAGACCCGCGAAGAGAUGCGGAAGAAAAAGCUACCGAAGCUAGUUGGAACUCAAACAGUGCGUCAGGAGUUCAUCGCCUACGAGAGAUUUUCACGUUGGACGCGUCUCGUGCGGACAGUCGCCUAUGUGUGCCGGUAUGUAAACAUUGUUACCAACGCUAAUCCUCUUGCGAUAGGUUCACUCACUCACCAAGAAGUACAAGCGGCCGAAAAGGUGAUCGUGCGAGACGUACAGAGAAACGUGUUUCCCGAUGAGUACGCACUAUUGAAAAAACAUAGGGAUAAUCCUACUGUGACGUCAUGGAAGGGUCUGAUACCCCGAAACAGCUCCCUAUUUAAACGAAACCCUUACAUGGACGAGGAGGGCCUGCUGAGGCUAUGUGGACGGAUCGAUCGUUGCCGUUUUGUGGAUGCGUCGACGAAGCGUCCUAUCAUUCUACCCAGGCAGCACUAUGUGACAGAGUUGAUAGUAGAUGAUAUCCAUCGUAAAUACAAACACGGUUGCCAGGAAACGGUAGUAAACGAGCUGAGGCAACGAUACGAUAUACCAGCGCUUCGAUCGGUGUGUAGACGCGUUCGCUCGCAUUGUAGAACUUGCAUGUUACUAUACACGCAACCGGUAACGCCGCAAAUGUGCGAACUGCCCGCUGCCAGACUAGCUGCCUUUUCACAACCUUUCUCUUAUACGGGAGUCGAUUACUUCGGUCCGCUGUUGGUGACGAACGGUAGAAGAACGGAAAAACGCUGGGGCGUUUUGUUUACGUGUCUGACGGUCCGAGCCGUCCACAUCGAGGUGGUGCGAUCUUUGUGUACAAGCGAUUGUCUAAUGGCUGUUCGUAGCUUUAUGGCGCGUCGCGGAAUACCAACCGAAAUCAUCUCUGACCGGGGCACAAAUUUUGUAGGUGCCGAUAGAGAGUUAAAAGAAGCAGCAGAACGUGUUAACACAGCGAUCCUCAGCGAAUUCGGUCCUCCCGAUCCAGCGUGGAAGUUCAACCCUCCGGCAGCCCCACACUUUGGCGGAUCCUGGGAGCGAAUGAUUCAAUCGGUCAAGCGAAUGCUAGCUCGUACGCUCAUGGAGAGGCAUCCAACGGAAGCAGUGCUAACGGCUACCCUCAUCGAAGUCGAGAAUAUGAAUGAAACCGUUGGUUAA
Anopheles marshallii is the source of this 4233-nucleotide messenger RNA. RefSeq lists its product as uncharacterized. The record is from RefSeq and is a predicted model, not a curated record. Lineage: Eukaryota; Metazoa; Arthropoda; Insecta; Diptera; Culicidae. The transcript has 4 exons. Gene Ontology annotation, molecular function: nucleic acid binding. Bases 1 to 4233 code for a protein of 1410 amino acids.